Molecule: messenger RNA, 480 nt
Organism: Monoraphidium neglectum
Lineage: Eukaryota; Viridiplantae; Chlorophyta; Chlorophyceae; Sphaeropleales; Selenastraceae
Exons: 2
Coding region: 1-480 (159 amino acids)
Source: RefSeq, a predicted model, not a curated record
AUGGCCGUGGUGAAUGUCGGCUGCGGCGGCGACACCCUUACAUCCGGCUCCAUCAACGUGCUGCCCUCCAACGGGCGUGUGGCCGUCACAUUGAAGGGUGCGAGCCAGAUCAACCUGUACGAGGUCUAUUGGCUUCCCUUUGGCGCACCAUUCUCAUCAGCCUACCUCAUCGGCAACAUCGCCACCGACUGCCGCGGCAACAGCAUCAGCCCCACAGCGCGCCCCAUCGCCAACGGCAGGGAGGCCCUCGCCACGCUGAACCUCGGCCCGAGGCUGUCGGCAGCCGCCCCCGCGCUCAGCAGCGGCGUCUUUUUGCUGUAUUCGCGCGGGCCCUACGGCGGCAGCGCGGUGCGCUGCAAGCCCACCACCUUCAACACAGUGGUCAGCCCCACUGACUCGUCCAGGACCAACGCAUUCGCCAACCCAGCAGUCAACCUGAACAGCUCCAUAGUGCAGUUCAUGAGCGGUUACCAGACCUGA